Messenger RNA from Chelmon rostratus (copperband butterflyfish), 2110 nucleotides. RefSeq lists its product as uncharacterized. The record is from RefSeq and is a predicted model, not a curated record. Bases 258 to 992 code for a protein of 244 amino acids. The transcript is spliced from 7 exons. Lineage: Eukaryota; Metazoa; Chordata; Actinopteri; Chaetodontiformes; Chaetodontidae.
UUAGAAAAUCCAGGGUUAACAAAGCUCGCUGAUAUCCAGCUUCAUGACACCGGUUAUCCUCUCCCGCUCCCCGUCGCGCGCACAGGUAUCGAUAAUAAAGCGCGAGCCGUAACUGACUGUGGCAUCGAUUAAGCUCGGCUUGGUUCCGUCUCAGAUUUGAUUAGCAAAUCUGGUAUUGAAACAUCUCGGAUAACUGCGCGCACCCGCUCCGACAGGAAGGGGAGAUCAAUCGCACUCCGAAACCUCGAUCACAGCCCAUGAACGCGGACAGAGAUUUCCAGAUGAUGAAGAAACAUGAGAGGGCCCACUUCUUCAGCUCCAAAGAGCAGGAACUCAUUCUGAAGUUGUAUGAAGAAGAGAGAGAGAUACUGACAGCCAAAUCCAACACUACCAGCGCCUCGAAGCUGAGAGAGGAGGCCUGGCAGAGAAUCGCUGAUAAAAUAAACGCGGUGUCGGACAGCGGCUACAAAAGGACGUGGCAGCAAGUGAAAGUCAAACAUAAAAAUAUAGUGCAAACAGCGAAAAGAAGAAGAGUGGAGGUGAUGAGGAACGAGGGGUCGCUGACCUCAGCAGAGGAUGAUGUGCUGCAGCACAAAGGUGACAGUCUGAGGGUGGAGGUCCUCCCUGGAGGUGCCUGCAUUGAACCACUGACUGGAUCUGACAGCUCUUUCAUCAGCGUCUCAGGCCACCCUGUCCUCCUGCUGCCUGCAACAAAGACUGAACCGGAGAGCCUGAGCAGCGAUGAGACGGACGUCAGUGACACUCAAUUUGAAGGGGAUGUGCACAGCAGCAGCUUCCAGGAGAGGCCCAAGUCCACGUGUGCUGCAUCCGCUGGCCGAGGUGCAGAGAGGCAGACGGAGGACGUUAGAGCCCUUUACUGCUGCUACCUCAGGAAGGAGAUGGAGAACCGGGACCAACAGAUGGCAUUCAGAGCUCUUAAAAUGAAGAAGCUGGAGAAAGAAAUCUUGUUACUGGAUAAACAGCUGAUGUGACUGUGGCAAAUAUUUGAUAUAUUGAAGGUCAGACAGUUGUAAUAACUCGCUUCAGUCACAUCAUUCAGUCACAUAAACUCAUAUGUUGCCUUUACUGCAGCACACCUGCAGGGGAGUGUGUGGGUCGGGGAGUUUGCUGUAAUGGUUGACAGCUUCCAGUUCUGCCAUCAGGUGGGUCAGAGCUUUUCUUAUUGCUGCAGCGUUGCACUGUGCAGCUCAGUGUGUUCACUAUGCAGUGCAAUCAGAGGCCCGGUGAGGGUUCAGACUGGGGGGGCUUGUAUGAGGGGCAGCUGCGUGGCCUCUUUGCUCCAGGAGGAUUCCAUCAUCACAUGAGUUACAGUUUGCUUUGGCACACGUUUGGUUGUGUUGUUGACCAGAAUGACUGAAACAACUGAUGUCUUUGGUUUGAGGGAACUUAUCAGAUGAGCAGUGAAGGAACUAAAGUGAACAAACAGUCAUUAUAUUUCAGAUCUGUAAAUCCUUUGCAGUCCGUGACUGCUGAGGUCUGACAGGCCUGCACUGCUGCCAUGUUCACCUCACGCUUAUUUUAGAGGUUUUGUUCAUGGAGUCUGGUCUUCAGACACAUGCUCUGGUGGGCUAUGGUCAGGUAACUCACUGGCUGCUUUGUGUGCAUGUUGUGGACGCGUUGUGGCCGACCUCUCAUCACUGUGCUGAAACAUUUUGAUACGAUGUGGACUCACAGGAAGGUGCUGAUGUGUGUCAGCAGCAGCAGAGGUUUCUUCAUUCUUUCUGUUAGAACUGUAAUGUUCUGACACCAAGCUGCCGGUGCAUUUACACUGUGAAGGUCUUCAUAGAACUGUCUCUCUUCAAAAUGUCAGUGGUUCAUUUUCCUUUUUAAAUGUGUUCAUUUUAAAUUGUCUUUUUUUAAGUUUUCAACUGAUAAUCUGAUCAGUGUUUCAUUUUAUCAGGACACCUGAUGAGAAAACUGUCAGAAUAUAUUUAUCAAUGAGUGCUAUUGUUGUUUUUGUUUAUCAUAUUUUUUUAUUCUUGAAAUGAAAUGCUUCAGAUACAUUAUAAUCAUCUGUGACAUGUAAACAUGAACGUGUAUCUCAAAGCUCUUGGAAACAUUAAUUAUAAAAAACGCUCAGUUAUUACGA